AUGCCAAAAAUGUGCAACGAACAGUUAGUUACAGCGUACACAGCAUUGCUUGCCAAGGCAGAGACGGUACACUUCCCCGUGGUGGCUGGGCCUGCCCCCUACGCGCUGAGACCCUUCGCUGGAGUGUACAAUCCCUUCCCGUAUGGCUGCUCCAUUCUCUGCAACCAUCCAGCCGACUUCGAGGCCAAGGAUGUGGUCCGCAGGGCGAAGGACACCUGGGCGAGCGAGGGCCGCGCGGCGCUGGCGUACGGCGACGGAGAGGCGGCGGUGCCGGAGGAGCUGUUCCGGCGCUACACGGACACCGACUCGCGGCCGCCCACGCCGGCGCCCACGCUGGCGAGCGCGGGGGCGCGCGGCUCGGGCCGGCGCUGCGUCACGCCCGACGCCGCCACGUCGGCCACGGCGUCGGCGGGCUCGGCGGCGGCCAGCUCCCGCAAGCGCCGCGGGCCCGCCCCCUCAGCGGCGGGCCGAGGCUCCGCCACGGCGCCGCCCCCUGCCAGCGAGCCGGCGCCGCUCCACAAGUUGCAGUUACCUCCCAUCCACAAGAUUCAGCCGAGUCCGGAGACGUCGACGGUGCUGACGGACACGACAGGCGGCAGCGGCGACGAGGACCUCCCGCGGCGCAGGGGGAAACGGCGCAAGCGCGGAAAGAAGGGCCGCGACGGCUCGCGGGAGCCCGAGAAGGAGUUCCAGGGGAUGCCCGAGCCCGGCGAGACGCAGGUGUCGGCGCUGCCGCUGGACUCGCGGGCCGCCAGCGCCCGGCCCUCGUUCAGCGCCGCCCCCACGCCGGCGCCCGCCCCCACCCCCGCCAACUCCGUGGCCUCGGCGCCGCCUCCCUCUGCGACGCCCGCGACGCCUCCGCCGCCGGCGCACGUGUCCUUCCUGGACGCCGCCGUCCUCCGUCACCUCCAGAGGGAGCUGGACCACGAGGUCGUCGACAGCGAGUUUCAGCCAAAGAAACACAAAGCACUCGAAGAAGCACUGAAAGCACGCCCUCACGAGAAGCGUCGCGCCGGAGAAGAAAUGAGGAGACUGAAGAAGGAGCUGCAUUUGCCGCCCAGCGACACCGAACUCUGGCUCACUCUGCCUCGCAUUUUCUCUCGCCAGAGCUCUCGGUUCGAGCUGCCUCUCGACAGCCGUACUCUUAACAAAAUGUCUCCUCUACAGUACCUUCAGUCUCAUGUAGACGUUUCAAGUGGAAGGAAACUUCUGUACAAUAUGGUUUUCAAUAGACACAGAGAAGAGUUAGAUGAUGAAGAUACUGACAGAAGAAUGAAGGGAGAGAAUGUCGUUAUUGGUCUUGAAGAAGUAAUGGGCGCUCCUCUGUCAGAUGCACAGAUUGAAAAUUUCAGGUCGCUUGUCGGCUGGCAAGAUUCUGACAAGCUGGAUUUCCGCACGUGGUGUGGUAUAUGCGCUGCUUGUGAACGUCUGCUGGGUCCACAGUUUUCAUCGCAGGUGGCUUCUAAGGAAGAUGAUCCCUGCCAUGAAGUGGAAAAAGCUGACUUUGAGACAUUGCCACGCAAACUGCAAGGUCUCGCCCCAGAUCCACGACUGCUCACUAUUUUAAAUGGCAUUCGUGAAAUGUAAUGUAAUAAAUGACAAAAUAGUUGUCACUUGUUUUACCUGUAACAUUAGAAUUGGGUAGACUAGGUGAAAUCUUCAACUACAUUCUCUGUAUCAGUAGCAGUCUUUAUAAUUGUAAGAAAUAAAGUUAAAU
Messenger RNA from Schistocerca nitens (vagrant locust), 1717 nucleotides. RefSeq names its product ensconsin. The coding region runs from base 1 to 1587 and encodes 528 amino acids. The record is from RefSeq and is a predicted model, not a curated record. Lineage: Eukaryota; Metazoa; Arthropoda; Insecta; Orthoptera; Acrididae. The transcript is spliced from 8 exons.